UAUCAGAGUGGUGGCUAUGAAGUGGAGCUUUUUGUAGACCCCCCAGACCAUGACCUUAUCUGUAUCAUAUGCAAAGGGGUUCUACGCUGCCCUGUGCGUGUGGCAUGUAACCAUAUCUUUUGCAAGAAGUGCAUUUUGCUGUGGAUGCGGAGACAGGAAACAUGCCCAUGCUGCAGGAAGCCUGUCAGCCAGCGCCUUAUAUUUAUUAUGUUCAAGCUCAGUAAAUCCAUUGGCCGUUUACCAAUCAAGUGCCGAAACGAGCAGCAGGGUUGCACAGCCACCUUCCCUCUCUCAGAGCAGUACCUCCACAGCUCCACAUGUCCAUUCGAGUGGCUGCUGUGCCCACAACAGGGCUGUGGAACUAGGACACUGAGAAAAGAAGCCCAGGCACAUGCUCAGGUCUGCAGCUACUGGAAGCAGCUGUGCCCGAUGGGUUGUGGCACGCUCCUGAACCGUUCUACAGAGGCCGAGCACAACUGCUAUAGAGAGCUGCAGGAGCGCUAUGAGACCCAGCGACAGACACAGCGAACCAUUGCCUCUGCACUGCGCAGGAAAAUGCAACGCAUGCAAAGCCGUAUGGCCAACAUGACUCAACAGAUCAACCUGAUCUGCGAAAGCCUGGAGCUCAGAGAGAACCUGGAAGAAGGACAGGAGGAGGAAAGUCCUGCUGAGGGAACCAGCACAGGAAGAAGCUUCAGAGACAGCCAAAGGCCCAUCACAUUCAAUAGCUCCUGCAGCAGCAGCUCUUAA
Messenger RNA from Tachysurus fulvidraco (yellow catfish), 750 nucleotides. RefSeq names its product ring finger protein 151 (gene rnf151). Gene Ontology annotation, molecular function: zinc ion binding. Gene Ontology annotation, biological process: positive regulation of JNK cascade; regulation of canonical NF-kappaB signal transduction. NCBI's taxonomy places the organism in Eukaryota, Metazoa, Chordata, Actinopteri, Siluriformes, Bagridae. The record is from RefSeq and is a predicted model, not a curated record. Gene Ontology annotation, cellular component: plasma membrane signaling receptor complex. The annotation marks the transcript as partial. The transcript is spliced from 3 exons.